AUGCGUCACCGACCAUUAUCAGCUUCAAUCCUACUAACAGCACUCGCCGUCACCCUCUUUCUCUACUUCCGAUUCCGAACCUACGACCUGGUCUCGAUGGGUCUUUGCCGUGUCGCACCUUUCUCCUCUUCCUGUACAUCCACUGAGACCAUGCUCCAACCUUCGCUCUCCGAACCAGCAAAACACAAGAUCUACAAAGGGAAGCACGGUCGCACACGCGGCAGAGUUUCGCUCUCCAUCGGCUCGAUCAACAUUCGCUACUCCCGCAAUGCUGCAUUCGACUCUUCUCAGUCGAUGUUCGACAAUCUUCUCUCUGCUGCACGCAUGGGUGCGGGUCCAUCCCAGUUCGCAGCAUCUAUCCACCCUGCUGGAUCGCCAUACCUCACAAAGCAGUACAGAGGGGAGAGGAGCUGGUUGCUCCGGGGGCCAAAAAUUGCCGACACGCCGUUGUUCUACGACUGGGACCUAUUCGCAUUUCAAGAAGUGCUCGAUGGGCAAUAUGGAAAUCUCGUCCAAUGGUUAGGGGAGGAAUACGAUCAUGCAGGGGUAGGAAGGGAUGAUGGGAAACGAGCAGGUGAAGCAGUACCUGUGUUUUGGAGGAGAGACACCUUCGAACGCGUUUCCGCUGAUCAAGGAGGAGUGGGGAAGGAUGGUGUUGAGCAUUUCUGGCUCUCCCCAACACCAGACGUAGUUGGCAGUGUAGGAUGGGAUGCAGCACUCACUCGAAUGUGCACACAUGUCAGCUUGAAGCUCUUAGCAACAGGAGAAAUCGUCCACGUCUUUUCGACACAUUACGAUCAUCAAGGAGUCCAAGCUAGAGCAAAGUCGAGCGAGCUUAUUGUCCAACGUGCCAGACAAGCUUCUGCUCACACCGAGGCCCACUACUCCUCCCAAGCAUCUUCCUCGCUUAAGCAACUGGAGGAGCCAUUGAUAGUGCUCAUCGGCGACCUCAACUCUCCACGAAACGAAGGAAGCUGGUCCACCCUCGUCUCACCACACUACUCUCUUCCGGCAAACUCGACAGGAUCGACAUUCCUCGAUAUAGCGCUUUCCGUUCCCACUCGUUUCAAGUCGCCGUUGUUGACGGAUAACGAAGAUUCAUUGCGAUCGGAAUACUCUUCUGGUCGUCGUACUCCUCCUGCUCCUCCUUCGGGAGACGAGGGGAAGAGCGGAGGAAUGCUUUCCGAGCCAGUAGGUCCACUACGAACGUUUACAGACUUCCUACCAUCUCCUCGUAGAGCCAUUGAUGAUAGGAUCGACUUUAUCAUGAUCCUCGACAACGAAGCUGUUUGGGAUGAGACGAGGAAAGAUGCGGUAUUGGAUCAUUCCAAAUCGCCUGCCCCUCCACGAAGCCCCGCAGCGGGUAUAAAAUGGGCUAGAGACCAAGCAUCAGCUGCUGUAAGAGAGGAGGUGAAGAGGGUAGUAGUCACUGAUACAAUGGCGAAGAAUAAAGAUGGAGACAAUGAGAAGUGGAGGAUACAGGCGUUUGGUACGCUGCCAAAUUGGAGUGAAGGAGAUGCAGGAUAUUUGAUCUCGGAUCAUCGACCUGUGAUGGCUAGGAUACAGAGGGCCGUCGCUUUAUAG
Ustilago hordei is the source of this 1584-nucleotide messenger RNA. RefSeq lists its product as uncharacterized. Gene Ontology annotation, molecular function: 3'-5'-RNA exonuclease activity. The transcript has a single exon. Lineage: Eukaryota; Fungi; Basidiomycota; Ustilaginomycetes; Ustilaginales; Ustilaginaceae. The record is from RefSeq and is a predicted model, not a curated record. Bases 1 to 1584 code for a protein of 527 amino acids.